This is a messenger RNA of Acanthaster planci (crown-of-thorns starfish), 740 nucleotides long. RefSeq names its product hemicentin-1-like. Gene Ontology annotation, biological process: cell-cell adhesion. Gene Ontology annotation, molecular function: cell adhesion molecule binding. Gene Ontology annotation, cellular component: cell-cell junction; plasma membrane. NCBI's taxonomy places the organism in Eukaryota, Metazoa, Echinodermata, Asteroidea, Valvatida, Acanthasteridae. The record is from RefSeq and is a predicted model, not a curated record.
UACUCAUAACGGGAUGGAAGCGCCGAAUCGACUGCGCUGCAUCUUGCUUUUUUUAAUACCGCUAUGGUGGAUUCAAGAGUCAUCGGGGACCUACAUUUCGCCUGGUAGUCACACCAGAAUAUCCUCCCCGGGCUUUCCGGGAUACUGGGACUACGCCAGCGCAAGCUGGACUGUCUCCACGACCAGCAACUGGCGGAUACGAAUCAGCUUCUCCGAGUUUCAAACCGAGUCGAGCUACGAUCCCCUCCGGAUAGUUGACUCUGCCAGCGGCCAAGACUGGAGCUUCAGUGGGUCCUCGCUUCCGGGCGACGUGAUAUCCACUGGCAGCUCCAUGCAUCUGACGUUUACGUCUGAUGGUAGCGUGACAGCUAGGGGCUUCAUCUUGUAUGCUUACAGCAUUCCAAUGCCUACUGCACCGACGACCUCGUCUCUCUCCCUUCGCGAUGCAAGUGGAACUCGACUACACGGCACUGAGAGUUUGCUCGAGGGGGUGCCGUUCACCUUCACAUGUGACGUCCAGGACACCAGCCCCGCUGUAACCAUCCGCUGGUACCUCGACGGCGCCCUGCAGGACACUGCGGCUGCGCCCAGCGGAGGAGAGUACAGCCUGGUGGACACCAGCGACAGCUGGACUCUCACUCCUGGUCGUGACGACCACGACCGAGAGGUGAAGUGCGAAGCGAGCAAUACAGAGUCUCAGCAGCCUUACCCAUUUGUGAGGGUCACGCUCAAUGUCAUUG